AUAGGAAUAUUAAUAGGAAUUAUUAUAUUAUUGUUGUUGAAUUUUUGGUUGAAGUGAGAGUUGCGUUUAUGGUUUAUAUUAAUUUUUAGUUUUAUGAGAUUAAAAUAUUUAAAUAUUGAUUGUAGGGGGGUGAGGGAGUUUUAUUUUUCUUUAGAUAAGGUAUCGAUGAUUUUGGUAUUAUUAAGAUUUUGAACAAGUAGUUUAAUAUUAUUAUCUAGUUAUAAAUCAGUAAAAAGGAUUAAUAAUAAGGUGAGAUUUUUUUCUUUUUGUGUAUUAUUACUAUGUUUUGUAGUAAUUGUGUUUUUUUUGGUAGAAAAUUUAAUUAUAUUUUAUUUAUUUUUCGAGGUUUCAUUAAUUCCUACAUUGUUGUUGAUUUUAAGUUGGGGCUAUCAACCUGAGCGUUUACAAGCUGGGAUAUAUAUAAUAUUAUAUACAGUAAGUGCUUCUUUACCUUUAUUAUUGUGUUUAUUAUUGUGGGGAUAUCAAGAAGGAUCAUAUAGAAUAGAUUUAAUUAAAUUGUUGUUUAUUAAUGAUAUUAGGUUAUAUUGAGUUAUUGGUUUAUUAUUAGCUUUUUUGGUAAAAUUACCAAUUUAUUUUUUUCAUUUGUGAUUACCUAAAGCUCAUGUAGAGGCUCCUAUUUCUGGGUCUAUAAUUUUGGCAAGUGUAUUAUUGAAAUUAGGUGGGUAUGGAAUUAUACGAUUUAUGGGGUUAUUUAAGUUUUUAGGUGGUAGUCAUAUAGUAUUAUUGGUUGUUAUUUGUUUAUGGGGAGGUUUAUUAACUUCUGUUAUUUGUGUUGGUCAGAGGGAUAUAAAAAGAUUGAUUGCUUAUUCUUCUAUUGGUCAUAUGGGGGUAAUAUUAGCGGGGAUAAUUAGAGGGUUUAUUAUUGGUUGAGAGGGGGCUAUUUUGAUGAUAGUUUGUCAUGGAUUAUGUUCUUCGGGUUUAUUUUGUUUAGGAAACUUAAUUUAUGAAAAGAUUAAUAGACGAAGAUUAUUUUUAUGUGGAGGAAUAAUUAAUUAUAAUCCUAUGAUGAGUUUAUUAAUGUUUUUAUUAUGUAUUUGUAAUAUAGGAGCUCCUCCAUUUAUCAAUUUGGUUAGUGAAAUUAUGUUAUAUAUUUCUAUAUAUAUAUAUAGAUUAUAUUUAUUAUUUUUUGUGUUAAUAAUAGUAUUUAUGGGAGGAUUAUAUAAUUUGGUUUUUUAUGUUACGGUAGAUCAUGGUCAGAUGAUAAGAUUUAUAAAAGUUUUAAAUGUUAAUAAAAGGAAUGAAAAUUUAUUGUUAGUAUUACAUAUUAUUCCUUUAUUAAUAUUUAUUUUGAAUAUUGGAUAUAUUAGAGGUAUUGAUUUUUAA
Messenger RNA from Octopus sinensis (East Asian common octopus), 1344 nucleotides. NCBI's taxonomy places the organism in Eukaryota, Metazoa, Mollusca, Cephalopoda, Octopoda, Octopodidae. The record is from the annotation of a RefSeq genome assembly.